GUACUAUCAUUUUUUCAGGGUUUAUUCACUUUCUAUCAUCAGGGAUAUGAACUUGCUAAAGACUUCAAUCACUACAAAAUGGCGUUGCAGAUAAAUAUACAAAAUACACGAAAUCGUUUUGAAGGAACAAGGUCAGAGGUAGAGGAGCUCAUGAACAAGAUCAGAAGAAAUCCUCAGGAACAUAAAAGAGCAAAUCACUUCACAAUGGAAGGCUAUCUCUAUGUACAGGAAAAAAGGCCUGCUCCCUUUGGUUCCAGUUGGGUGAAGCACUAUUGCACGUAUAGGAAGGAGACAAAGAAGUUCACCAUGAUCCCGUUUGAACACAGAUCAGGAGGAAAAGUGGGUGACGAGGAACUCUUCGUCCUUACGUAUUGUACCAAAAGAAAUAUAGAUACUAUAGACAGGCGAUUCUGUUUUGACUUGGAAGCUUCAGACAGGCCUGGAGUUCCUGUGACCAUGCAGGCGUUUUCUGAGGAAGACAGGAAGCUGUGGAUGGAAGCCUUGGAUGGAAAAGAAGCUCUGUUCAUCAAUUUGAAUAGAGCAAAUGCAAAACGAGAGGGAAGUGCACAAUUGGAUAAGAUAGGGUUCACUGUCAUCAAAAAGUGCAUCAGUGCUGUUGAAACACGAGGUAUAAAUGACCAAGGACUGUACAGAGUUGUGGGGGUGAGUUCAAAGGUCCAGAGACUUCUGAGUUUGUUAAUGGAUGCAAAAACUUGCAAUGAAGUUGACCUGGAAAACUCUGUAGAUUGGGAAGUGAAGACAAUUACUAGUGCUAUGAAGCAGUAUCUGCGGAGCCUUCCAGAGCCACUGAUGACAUACGAGUUGCAUGGAGAAUUCAUUGUUCCUGCCAAAAGUGGGAGUCCUGAAUCUCGAGUUAAUGCUGUUCACUUCUUGGUCCAUAAACUCCCAGAAAAGAACAAAGAGAUGCUGGAAAUUUUGGUGAAACAUUUAGCAAAUGUUUCAAAGCAUGCCAAGAGGAAUCUAAUGACUGUGGCAAAUCUAGGGGUAGUAUUUGGACCAACCUUAAUGAGGCCACAGGAAGAAACUGUAGCAGCCAUCAUGGACCUGAAGUUUCAGAAUAUCGUCGUCGAAAUCCUGAUAGAAAAUCAUGAGAAGAUUUUCAAAACCCUGCCUGAUGCCACUUUCCCUGAGCCAAUCUCUAUGUCACUAUCUCCUCCAAAUGCCCCACCAAGGCAAUCAAGAAGACAAGGACAACGUAUUAAGAGGCCUCUGGCUGUUUACAAUCUCUGUCUUGAACUGGAUGAUGCUGACAGUCACAGCUGUCCCAGAGAAGACACCCCAACUGGGAGCAUGGAUUCUCUGUCUUCCCAGUCUCCGACACCUGCCUUCUCUAGUAGCCCCCCUGGGCUCUUGGAUGGAAAUCACCUUAUUAUGGACAGCGGAGAUCUUGCAGGCUGGACAACAAAUCU
Messenger RNA from Leptosomus discolor (cuckoo roller), 1430 nucleotides. Lineage: Eukaryota; Metazoa; Chordata; Aves; Leptosomiformes; Leptosomidae. The record is from RefSeq and is a predicted model, not a curated record.